GCGACAAGCUACUGUAAGGAGUAGCCAAGAAGAAAAGGGCUUCCUUUCUCUCCAGAAACUUGUUACAGCCAUUGCUACAGCUACAGCUGCGUCCUACCUCAAUUUCAAAUGCUCCAGACUCUAUCUGGGCAUUUCCCAGGAUCUGCUGGGGGAAGAGAAGGCGAAACUGGAGGAGAAUGGAAAGGGAAAGAGCAUUUUAAGAGGAACACAGAGAAUGUACUGCUUCUUCUGAGAACUGUUUACCGGGUUUGGCAUACACCGGGACUAGCUGACCUACAUAUGCAAGUGCCCAACCACUUCUGGGCCUCGUCUCCCCGAGGGGCGUGGCCGAAGGACGACGUCAGCGGUCACUCGGCUUGGGCCCCCACUCACCGGCCAGCGAGGCAGCUGCCAUCAACCCGCCUCAGCCGCUCCCGCUCCGGCUCCGGAGCCGGGAUUUCUCUUCCUCCCACGACAUCGGCUCUCUCUGCUGGGCCUCGCCCCCUCGGACAGCCGAGGCCCCGCAUUGGUGGAGGCGCCUGCGACCAAUCGGAGCGAGUUUUGUUCCGACGUCCGAGGUGCUGGCGGCUGGAGCGUGAGCGGCCGAGAUACAAAUAUGGGCCUCCUUUCAGCUCUGACUCGAGGCUUGGUCCGAGGGGCAGACAGAAUGAGCAAAUGGACAAGCAAGCGUGGCCCCCGAACCUUCUACAAAGGUCGAGGAGCCAAGUUUACUGGCUUUUCUUCAGGUGGGAAAUUUGUGAAGGUGAAGGAAAUGGUCCCUGAGUUUGUAGUUCCAGAUUUGACAGGCUUCAAACUCAAGCCAUAUGUGUCCUACCAAGCUCCAGCUGGCACAGAUGAACCACUGA
Molecule: messenger RNA, 845 nt
Organism: Vombatus ursinus (common wombat)
Lineage: Eukaryota; Metazoa; Chordata; Mammalia; Diprotodontia; Vombatidae
Gene: MRPL41
Product: mitochondrial ribosomal protein L41
Exons: 3
Coding region: 109-762 (217 amino acids)
Biological process (GO): translation
Cellular component (GO): mitochondrial large ribosomal subunit
Molecular function (GO): structural constituent of ribosome
Source: RefSeq, a predicted model, not a curated record